GCGCUGCGCGCGUUGUUUAUUUAAUAUCUAGUGUCAGUAUAAACAGCCCGUGACCACCAUGCUCGCGAUUAAACAGAUACUAGUUUUGAUUUUCGUCUCGUAUGCUGUGUUAACGUUCUGCGAGGCGAGACCAGACAGCGCAGGUCAUGCUCCGCUGCCUGGACCGGGACUUUCAUAUGGUGGCAUUCCCUAUGGUAGUAUGAGCGGCAAUGUAGCUGAAUACUACAGACAGCAAGGGCCAUCUAUCGGACGAGGAGGAAACUUGUACAGCGCCAAUAUAAAAUACGCGCCGAUUGAACAGUUUUUAUAAUAGAUGGCGCUAUUAUUACUAUUCAUGCUUUAACCAAAUUAUUUUUCUUUGUUUUGAGUAUUAUUGCUAAAUAAUUAAGUACAUUAAAUUGUAAAUGUACACAAUUUAAGUAAAACUUUUUUUUAAUACCUCCCUUCAUUA
Molecule: messenger RNA, 451 nt
Organism: Vanessa atalanta (red admiral)
Lineage: Eukaryota; Metazoa; Arthropoda; Insecta; Lepidoptera; Nymphalidae
Exons: 3
Coding region: 59-310 (83 amino acids)
Source: RefSeq, a predicted model, not a curated record